UCAAACAUCUCUUUACAAAAAAUGCACUUUCAACAUGAAAAAAAGUAUUAUAUUAUGGUUCUUUUGUAAAAUAUUUUCUUUGAGUAUAUAUUUCGUUGCUGGAGAGACAAAUUAUACAGGGUCUAAUUUUGUCGGCUCCGUUCCGAGAGAUAACGAAACUUACGGAAACAGUUUGAAGAAAGCGGAUAAUACAGAAACUGCAUCGGGACAUGCAAGUGGAAUAAACAUUACGUCUCGAGGAUACUUAUCUCACCGGGAAUUGGAGCCACUCGGAAGCUUCUUUGGUGGUAGAUAUCCGCUUUACGCCGAAUAUCCUUUUCUUGUAAACAUAGUGAUUAGAGAAAGCGGAACUUCUCAUUGCGCUGGGACAAUUAUUUCAGAAUAUUUUAUAAUAACCUCUUGCCAUUGUACAUGUUACGACAAUGGGCGUGGGGAAAUCGUCGCCGAAAAGCCCGACAAGUUUUUGGUUUUUGCAGGAGCGCAGGCUGCAUGGGGCAUCGGGACGCAGUCCAACCUCUCCCAAGUCCGCCGAGUCUCGAAGGUCGUCAAGUACUUCUACUGCUCGAGGGACAAAGACACUCUUGCCUGGGAUCACGACGUGUCAGUUCUAACUUUAACAAAACGUUUGAUUUUCAACAAAUUCGUCAAACCGGUCAAUGUCAAGUCCAAGUCGUCCAAGGAGAUAGAGAGGCUGUUCGAAAACGCCCUGGCUAUAAGUAAAACGUGCACCGUUCUCGGUUGGGGUGCCAGCAAAGGGUACACGGGCGUACUUCAGGCGAUUGAUCUCUAUCCGAUUUCUUCGUUUUUAUGCCAAAGCAGCAUAAAGGACAAAAGUUAUACGCACAUUUUUGAAAGGUACAGGAUUUGCUUUCGCCCCUUCGAUAUGCUCUCCACUGCGUUGUGCGUCGCCAACACCGGUGGUCCUCUAAUCUGCGACAACAACUUCUGGGGAGUCCUCAACUGGGCUCCCAACUGCUCCAAAACGGCUAUCCCUAUAGUUUUCACCAAACUGGAAACAUUUCUGGAUCUUUACGCACCUCUAUCAUCAGCGACUUGCGAUAAAAUCGCAAGGUUUAUUUUAUUUCUGUUUCCACUUUUCCAAACUUUGGUCUUUUUGCAUUAUUAAACAAUAUUUGUAAAUGAUAUGAAAUAAUUUAA
Molecule: messenger RNA, 1158 nt
Organism: Cimex lectularius (bed bug)
Lineage: Eukaryota; Metazoa; Arthropoda; Insecta; Hemiptera; Cimicidae
Product: serine protease VLSP-1
Exons: 1
Coding region: 35-1126 (363 amino acids)
Biological process (GO): proteolysis
Molecular function (GO): serine-type endopeptidase activity
Source: RefSeq, a predicted model, not a curated record